Messenger RNA from Thalassophryne amazonica, 988 nucleotides. It is a transcript of the gene med27, whose product is annotated as mediator complex subunit 27. The transcript is spliced from 9 exons. Gene Ontology annotation, molecular function: transcription coactivator activity. The coding region runs from base 32 to 967 and encodes 311 amino acids. NCBI's taxonomy places the organism in Eukaryota, Metazoa, Chordata, Actinopteri, Batrachoidiformes, Batrachoididae. Gene Ontology annotation, cellular component: mediator complex. Gene Ontology annotation, biological process: regulation of transcription by RNA polymerase II. The record is from RefSeq and is a predicted model, not a curated record.
CACCUGAAGAAGAACCAUCAGAUAGAGGAGAAUGGCGGAUGUGAUUACGGUCGGCGUGAACCUGGAGGCUUUCAGUCAGGCCAUCAGCGGCAUCCAGGCGCUCCGUUCCAGCGUCACUCGGGUCUUUGACUCCCUGAAGGACGGCAUGAAGAAUCGGGAGACUCUUGAGGGUCGAGAGAAGCAUUUUAUAGCAGAGUUUCAGGACCACCUGCAGGCCGUCAACAGAGACCUGAAUGAGUUGGAGAGACUCUCUGGCCUGGUUGGUCGGCCUUCAGAGUCCCACCCCCUUCACAACAGCGGCCUGCUCAGCCUGGAUCCAGUUCAGGACAAAACCCCUCUUUACUCCCAGCUUCUGCAGGCCUACAAGUGGUCCAACAAGUUGCAGUAUCACGCUGGUCUGGCCUCCAGUUUGUUGAACCAGCAGUCACUCAAACGGUCAGCCAAUCAGAUGGGAGCAUCAGCCAAGAGGCGACCCAAAGUCCAACCCAGUACCCUUGUGCUACCUCCUCAGUACGUGGAUGACGUCAUCUCUCGAAUUGGCAGGAUGUUUCCCGAUUUGACCAUCGAGUUGUUCAGACCCAACGGGACGUCUGCUGUGCUACUGGUGACACUUGGAAAAGUCCUGAAGGCCAUCGUGGUCAUGCGUUCUCUGUUCAUCGACAGAACCCUCGUCCGAGGUUACAACGAGACUCUCUACAAUGAGGACGGAAAGCUUGACAUCUGGACUAAAUCUCAGUACCAGGUCUUCCAGAAGGUAACCGACCAUGCCACCACAGCCCUGCUGUACUACCAGCUGCCCCAGAUGCCAGACGUGGUGGUGCGGUCCUUCAUGACGUGGCUCCGGAGCUACAUCAAGCUGUUCCAGUCUCCCUGUCAGCGCUGUGGACACUUUCUGCAGGAUGGGCUUCCACCUACCUGGAGGGACUUUCGGACCCUGGAGGCAUUCCAUGACACCUGUCGCAUGUAGACAAGCACGCCAGGGUGUUUG